Molecule: messenger RNA, 933 nt
Organism: Capsella rubella
Lineage: Eukaryota; Viridiplantae; Streptophyta; Magnoliopsida; Brassicales; Brassicaceae
Product: UDP-N-acetylglucosamine transferase subunit ALG13 homolog
Exons: 4
Coding region: 230-760 (176 amino acids)
Biological process (GO): dolichol-linked oligosaccharide biosynthetic process
Cellular component (GO): UDP-N-acetylglucosamine transferase complex; extrinsic component of endoplasmic reticulum membrane
Molecular function (GO): hexosyltransferase activity
Source: RefSeq, a predicted model, not a curated record
GUUUCGAUUCACCGAAGACAAUGGUAGUGUUGUUAUCCGUCGCUUGGAAUCUCCGUGAAAGGUUCGAUACAUUUAACUCCGGCGAAUCAAUCAAAACCUCGAUCUGACCAAUUUUGUCGAAAUUUAAAGCUUCUUCGAUUCUGCUUACUCUAACACACGACCAGUGGGUGUUUUCGCAGCUUUCAGGAUCUUCACCCGAUUCCAGAGUCAAAAUCGAGUGUGUGUAAAAAUGGAAGAUAGCGAGAAUUCAAAGAAGAGAAUAGUGUUUGUGACUGUAGGAACAACGAGUUUCGAUGCUCUUGUGAAAGCAGUCGUGAGUGAACAUGUUAAAGACGAGUUGCUCAAAAGAGGAUACACUCAUCUUCUCAUUCAGAUGGGUCGUGGUAUCUUUUUCCCAACUAAGUGUGAGGGAGCGGAUGGAUCAUUAGUUGUGGAUUACUUCACAUUUUCCUCGAGUAUCGCAGAUCAUAUUCGAUCUGCAUCUCUUGUUAUUAGUCACGCUGGAUCUGGAAGUAUAUUUGAGACACUAAAGCUAGGGAAACCACUGAUUGUGGUUGUGAACGAAGAUCUGAUGGACAAUCAUCAAUGUGAAUUAGCUGAAGCACUUGAAGAGAGGAAGCACUUGUACUACACUCGUCCCCACACUCUUCAUCAAACCUUAACGAAAAUGGAAUUGGAGUCUCUUGUUCGAUAUACUCCAGGAGACGGAACCCCUGUUGCUCGUAUUAUCGACAGAUUCCUCGGAUUCCCUGAUGAUUGAGCUGACAUAUGAAAACAAGUUUUUUUAUUUCCAGAUUCAACUGAAUAUGCUUAACUUAACUGGUGUGACAGAUUCAAUUUCAUUAUAGCAAAGCUUUUACUGAUAUUUAAGAGGAUAAACAGUUUGUUUCAAUGGGUAUGUAUCAUUCUAAAAACAUCCUUUUUUUUGGUCAA